UUAUUCAACCCAAAUAAAACUGUGGUGAAGAUGUUUUUAGUGACCUACGACUUCAGCGAUAUGCCACCAAACCACAUCACACUUUUGCGCCACAGAAUAUUUCUAGUACCAGUGGAAGAAAAUGAAGGGACACAUGAAAAUAUGGAAAAUUCAGAAGUUAAGAAAAAAAUACUAUGUUAUCUGAUUCAUUUGAGGUUUCAAAGUUCAAAGUCUGGAAAAAUCUACUUGCACAGUGAUAUAAGGCUGCUGUUUUCACGAAAAUCAAGUGAAGUGGAUUCUGAAUUUUCAUCCUUCAAUCAAGAAACAGAAUUAGAUAUUUAAUAGAUGUCUUGCCAAAAAUUCAGUUUGAUGCAUAAACUGAUUUUUAACUUGUUCUAAGUACAGUCUACCCAUAAAGAGAUUGAAUAACCUUUCUGUUGUGUAAGGAGAAAGAGGAUGUUAAAAAAAAAAAUGAGGGUUUUGGCAGCAGUUUAGAAAAAUAUUUAAUUUUCGAGUGAGUUCUCCAUUUUAAGUUAUUUCUUUGCCUUAGUUUACUCAUUGAUACCACCUGCUUCCUCUGUUUGGGAGGGUUGAUGGAAAUCUGCUUCCCAGGUCUUUGCUGCUACUGUUCUACUAGCAAAUGCAUUGGGCAAAAAGGAUAUUUUGAUUAGUUUGGUUUCUGUAUUAUUAUAAAACCAUGUGGGAAUAUCUGACCCCUGCUGCCAGCCCCCUCGCCCUAUCCCUGGAUGUUCCAACCACAAACAUAGGGUCCCGUUAUUUGGUGCACAGAAUUUGUAUACAAAUGCACUGUAGCACUUUGAUGGUAUAUUUAAUUAUCUCACAUUUGCUGAAGCAUUUUGGAAAGGUGGGGUAUUCUUCGGCCAGUGUGCAUCCAAGUAGCCUCCAAACUGGAAUGAAUUAUACCUUUUGCAGAGGGUGUCUUUAGGUUAAAGUGUUGGUUAAAAUGUUUCCUCAUGUUAGAAAUUUUUUCAUUAUGCGCUGUGUGGUACUAAGUUUGGAAGGUACACUUCAGAAAUCUACAUCUGUUUUUGUUUUUAUUAUAGUUAUCAUUGUCCUAGCUCCUAAACCUACAAAUCAUAUUGUUGAAACAGUUGUAGAAACAUGAAGCUAAGUGAGGUAGAUGGUAUUUUUGAUGGAAUAAACUGUUCCUGUAAAUAUUUUGGUUUUGAAUGUUCUUUGAAACUUGUGCAAAAAUAAAAUAUUGAAUUUGAGUCUCUGCAUAUGUACAGACAGGAUUUUUCCCAGUGGUUAACCCUGAAAGCUACUGAUCCACUCAAACCAAAACAUUUCUAGAUUUGAUCUCUGGCCAGUAGUAGUUGAUUUCACCUGGAUAGCAGUAAAAAAUGCUACAUUUUCAUUAGAAGCCUUGAAGUGCAGAAAUGUAAAGAAGUAUUACUUUUGAUUAAAAUUCAAUAGCUAUUGUUGCAUAUUGAGAGAUGGAGGUUUUGCUGUAAUUUCUCUUGCACUUAAAUCCUGCGACAGCUAUCUUUGGUGUUGGAAUAGAUGGCUAGGUACGCACUGGCAACUGAAACCCAUGAAACCGUAUCACAUUGUGGGAAAGUAAACUUCAACAAUUGAGUAGCACAGAAUUGGGUCUGUGUGUUUUAUCUGACAUGAUCUGCUUGACCAUCAUCCAUUUUGACAAAGAUUUUUACACAUAAAAAAUUAAUACAGUGGGGAAGACACAAAGAUAAUACCAAAUCCUUCCUGGUCCAAGAGAAUUAAUUACAGGGCCCCAGUUCAUGGACGAAGAAAUAAAGCUAGCUGGAGAGGCAAAGACAAGGAAUGUAAAGUGAAGGAUUAAAGAUAAACCAGGUAACUAAGGUAGAUGUGGGGAGUUGAAGACAAAUUUACUUAGUUUCCACAUUCUCUUCCUCGUAAGAGGCAAAACCUUGAGGGCAACAAAAUCAUUGUUGCUAUGAUAGGGGAAAUAGCUAAAGGCUUAAUUAGGAAACAUAACAGGCAGGACAGAACUUCAAACAGAAAAUUUCAGGAGCUUCAUCUAACAGCUUCUUGUUGUAGAAUUUUGUUUUAUUCACAUACUGUAACAGUCAUGCUAUCCUUCAUAAUAAGUUGUCCCCUGCCUCAACUGAAAUUGAACUCUAUUUUGAAGGCUGACCACCUUUCUCUAUCAUCUGGUGGAAAUUUAUGCAGGCUUUUGUAAAGUUAAAUCUUCAGUUGGGUGCCAGUAGGAAGCAUCUGGCCUCUGGCUUACUUUUCCUUGGCAAUUCAUCUGUGAAAAAAAUGCCAUAUGAAAAAGAACAGUGCCUAUAUUAAUAAAGGUAUCACAAAUAUCAUUCUUGCACAACACUGUAUCUGCACUGCACAUUGUAUUUGUGCCUUCAAUUCUCAUAUGCCAAGUUAUACAUCUGGCUUGUGAGAGAACUCCUCUGUAUGUGAUUGUGAAUGAUCUUACAGUAUGCCACAAAUGCUGUAUUUUAAAGAAAAGUAUUUUUCAUUUGUUUAAAAUAAUGUUAUGCUGUGCAGAUUUAUAUUUGUAAUAUAAUUAUGUAGAUUUUAAGUUUAAUGUGUUAACAGGAGUGCCACAACGUUAAUAAAAAGUACAUUCAACCCAAGAUACAGGGUUAUCAACAAAAA
This is a messenger RNA of Rhincodon typus (whale shark), 2598 nucleotides long. Its product is annotated as protein FAM214B-like. Lineage: Eukaryota; Metazoa; Chordata; Chondrichthyes; Orectolobiformes; Rhincodontidae. The transcript has 3 exons. The coding region runs from base 31 to 321 and encodes 96 amino acids. The record is from RefSeq and is a predicted model, not a curated record.